AUGGCCAAGUUAGAGCCCAUGAAGAAUGGCUACUACCUCUGGCAUUAUGUCCCUUCCAUAGCGGCCGCUGUGAUUUUCGUCAUACUUUUUUUUGUGGUGACAGUAUUCCACUUCUGGAAGCUGUUCAAAAGCAAAGCCCGCUUUACACUACCCUUUGCCAUUGGCGGACUAUUCGAGAUCAUCGGUUUUUCUGCCAGAAUAGCCGCUCAUAACCAUACCGGUGCCCUAAUACCCUAUGUCAUUCAAAGCAUCUUUGUCCUCCUUGCUCCGAUUCUGUUUGCCGCCGCCGUCUACAUGGUCCUUGCACGCAUCAUCUGCAGUGUUAGCGCGGAGCAAUUGUCGCCCAUUCGCAUCAGAUGGAUCACCAAGAUAUUCGUCGGCUGUGAUAUCAUUACCUUCCUCAUCCAGGGGAGUGGCGCAGGCAUGACGGCCGAAAGCACCAUGUCUCAGAUGGGGCAGUACAUUGUACUUGCAGGUCUGGCACUGCAAAUACUCUCAUUCGUCUUGUUUUUGAUGACGGCGAUUAUAUUCGCUAAUCGCAUCAAGUUGAAUCCAACUUCAGCAACUACGCAAGGCGAAUCCCCUUGGAAGAAGCAUUUGUACAGUUUGUACGCCAUCAGCGCUAUGAUCCUGCUUCGCUCAAUUUUCCGUGUCAUUGAGUAUGGAUUGGGCAAUGAUGGAUAUUUGCUAGCAAGUGAAUGGCCUACAUAUGUUCUGGACGCAACUCCAAUGUUUAUUGCCAUGGUUUGCUUUGCGAUCUGGUAUCCAAGCGAGCUACAACAAUUCUUGGUCAGACGUGACUCAGAAAAUCCUCUGCAUUCGACUUCAUUGAAAUCUUGA
Penicillium longicatenatum is the source of this 840-nucleotide messenger RNA. RefSeq names its product RTA1 domain-containing protein. The transcript has 2 exons. Bases 1 to 840 code for a protein of 279 amino acids. Gene Ontology annotation, cellular component: membrane. The record is from RefSeq and is a predicted model, not a curated record. NCBI's taxonomy places the organism in Eukaryota, Fungi, Ascomycota, Eurotiomycetes, Eurotiales, Aspergillaceae.